This is a messenger RNA of Arachis duranensis, 1688 nucleotides long. Its product is annotated as thioredoxin reductase NTRB. Gene Ontology annotation, cellular component: cytoplasm. Gene Ontology annotation, biological process: removal of superoxide radicals. The transcript has 2 exons. The coding region runs from base 233 to 1429 and encodes 398 amino acids. The record is from RefSeq and is a predicted model, not a curated record. Lineage: Eukaryota; Viridiplantae; Streptophyta; Magnoliopsida; Fabales; Fabaceae. Gene Ontology annotation, molecular function: thioredoxin-disulfide reductase (NADPH) activity.
CUGAACUAGAACGAACAAGCUAAGCACAUUCCUUCCCUUCACAAUGCGUAUUCUUGUUUUGCUGCUUCAUCUUCUUCUCAAAACCUUCAUUGAAGAAGAAGCAGCACCUAAAAUACAAUCGAUACUAAUAACUAAUAAGAGAAUAAUACCUAAAAAAAGGAAAGGAAAAGAAACCUCAAAACGAAACGCGAUUCGCCAAAAAGAAACGGCCGCAAUCUAACAGGGCCAAAAAAUGAGGUUCUGCCCAAACAAGCUCUUUACUAAAGCCCGCAACCUCAUCGGUAUCGGGCUCGCCUCGUCCGCCGCUGUUUCCGCCGCCGGAGCCUCAUCCUCCACUUCCUCCUCCGCCGACACUUCCUCCACUUACACUACCACCACCACCUCCGAUUCUCCUUCCUCCACUUCUUCCUUCCCCGUCGACUCUUCAACCGACGACGACCAGAGAAGGAAGCUCUGCAUCAUCGGAAGUGGCCCGGCGGCGCACACCGCCGCAAUCUACGCCGCGCGAGCUGAGCUCCGGCCUGUUCUCUUCGAAGGAUGGAUGGCCAAUGGCGUCGCUCCCGGCGGCCAGCUCACAACAACUACCGACGUCGAGAACUUUCCCGGAUUUCCGGAUGGUGUCUCCGGCUCUGACCUCAUGGACCGCUGCCGCCGGCAGUCUCUCCGAUUCGGCGCUGAGAUCAUCACUGAGACGGUUUCCAAGGUUGAUUUCUCAAAGCGUCCGUUUAGGAUUUUCACCGAUUCCAGAACCGUUCUAGCUGACGCCGUCAUUGUCGCCACCGGCGCCGUCGCGAGGCGGCUGUCCUUCGACGGCGCUGGCGAUGGUCCUGGCGGAUUCUGGAACCGCGGGAUAUCAGCGUGCGCGGUCUGCGAUGGAGCGGCGCCAAUAUUCCGGAACCGGCCGCUGGCGGUUAUUGGCGGCGGCGAUUCAGCCAUGGAGGAAGCUAAUUUCCUCACCAAAUUUGGUUCCAAAGUGUAUAUAAUCCAUAGAAGGGACAAUUUUAGAGCUUCUAAGAUCAUGCAGGGUAGGGUUUUGAAAAACCCUAAAAUUGAGGUUUUGUGGAAUUCAGAGGUGGUUGGUGCCUAUGGUGAUGAAAAAAGUGGUGGCAGGGUUCUUGGCGGAAUCAAGGUGAAGAAUGUAGUGAACGAUGAUGUGUUUGAUUUGAAGGUGAAUGGGUUGUUCUUUGCAAUUGGGCAUGAGCCUGCAACAAAGUUCUUGAAUGGCCAGCUUGAGCUGGAUCCUGAUGGUUACAUUGUGACCAAGCCAGGGACUACAAUGACCAGUGUUAAGGGUGUGUUUGCGGCCGGCGAUGUCCAGGACAAGAAGUAUAGGCAAGCCGUUACAGCCGCUGGAACCGGAUGUAUGGCAGCACUGGAUGCAGAGCAUUACUUGCAAGAGAUUGGUACACAUGAAGAUACGAGUAGUUGACUAUGAAGUGGGGAUGAUUCAUGAUAAUAAAUGUUUACUUUCACCUAGGAAAGAGAAAAAAAAGAAUGUUUACUUUAUAUGUAAAUUACACUAUUCAGCAUUUGAUUUGCAGAAUUGAAGCACAACAGCAUACACAUAUUCACGUUUAUGGAUGCAUCUCUUCUAGACUCCCUAACUAUGAUGGCAAAAAUAUUUAUGUUGGUUAUUAUUGACCGGUCUAUUUUAUUUCAAGAGAAAACGUCACUUUUCUCUCUCUGUA